Schistocerca serialis cubense is the source of this 1417-nucleotide messenger RNA. Its product is annotated as poly [ADP-ribose] polymerase tankyrase-1-like. NCBI's taxonomy places the organism in Eukaryota, Metazoa, Arthropoda, Insecta, Orthoptera, Acrididae. Gene Ontology annotation, cellular component: cytoplasm; nucleus. Gene Ontology annotation, molecular function: ubiquitin protein ligase binding. Gene Ontology annotation, biological process: proteasome-mediated ubiquitin-dependent protein catabolic process; regulation of proteolysis. The coding region runs from base 98 to 1417 and encodes 439 amino acids. The record is from RefSeq and is a predicted model, not a curated record. The transcript is spliced from 4 exons.
AGGUGUGCUGAAAAGGACUCUUAAAAUGUCUUACAUGUCUGAUUAACUGCAGCAUUACUAUAAAUAUGCAUCCAACCAUUCUAAAAAAGUGAUCGUAAUGGCUACAACCGACACCAAGGACGGCAGUUUCGCGAGUGAUAUGGGUGCUCUGUUAGAAUCCGGCGAGGGUGCGGACGUGACCCUGGUGGUCGGCACCUCGCAGCUGCCGGCCCACAGUUUCGUGUUAGCGGCGAGGAGCCCCGUCUUUGCUGCCACGUUCCGGAACGACACGAAAGAAGCUCGCAGUCGUCGAAUCGAGAUAACUGACGUGCGGGAAGCUGUGCUGAGGCAGCUGCUGCAUUUCGUAUACACCGACGAAGCUCCGCAGCCAGCGAGCACGGCAGCCGAGCUGUUGGCCGCCUCUGACAUGUACUACCUGCCGUUGCUCAAAAAGAGGUGCGAGCAGCAGCUGGCGCAGGGCCUGAGUGUGGACAACGCUGCCGCCACUGCAGUCCUAGCUGUGCUGCACUCCUGUUCGUGGCUCGAGAGUGCGGCUGUGAACUUCAUAGCGAGCCACCCCGAAGUGAUGAUCUCUGCCGGUUGGAUAAAUGUGCUGCGGAGCAAUGCAGAGGCCGCAGUACAAAUCUGCACUCUGGCGGCGGCGGCAGCACCAAACAUCAGGACUUCGUCUGUGAAGCAGACACAGAACAUGGCAGCAAGGCUGAGAGAGGAAGCUAAAUGGGGCAGAGUGGAUGAGCUGCAGAACCUGCUGGCCGAAGGCACACCAGUUGAUGCGAGAGAUACCAGUGGGUCUACAGCCCUGCACCUGGCAGUCAUGAACGCUGGUACAAGUAUGUUAUCCAGUUCGAACAGAGCCUCAGAUGUGGGACUGCGCACUGUCAAGUGUCUGCUGAAUGCGGGGGCAAAUGUCAAUGCGCAAGACUCGAACAAGCAGACACCUCUGCACCUGGCUGCUUAUCGAGGUGAUUUGAAGAUCCUGUGGGUGCUGCUAACGUCGCCAGUGCAGUUAAAUGCCCGCGAUCGUUGGGGGAAAACACCACUCCACUGGGCUGUCACCAAAAAGAAGAAAGAAGUGACGAGGAUGCUGCUGCUUGCCAGAGCGGACAAGGAUGCGAGCGAUAGCGAAGGUUUUACCCCAGAAGAUGUGGCGAGCUCGUCCACUAAAAUAUUAUUCAGUUCUAACGCACUGUCGUCACUGUCCUGGGACGCCGCCUCCACAAACACCGUGACCGGGGGCAGAGCUGGGGACCCCGGCUCACUGAUGCCAGACAGCCGCCACUGGUGUCGGUCGCUGAGACGGGACACCGACCUGUUCCAGUGCUGCCGCUGCCUCACCCCCCAACCCCCCAGCUGCUAUCACGACGCGGCCCGUGGCGCGUGGUUCCGACCACCACGAUAUGACCCGGCAAGGCUGUAG